Pararge aegeria (speckled wood butterfly) is the source of this 1212-nucleotide messenger RNA. Its product is annotated as GPN-loop GTPase 3. The transcript is spliced from 5 exons. Gene Ontology annotation, molecular function: GTPase activity. Bases 354 to 1196 code for a protein of 280 amino acids. The record is from RefSeq and is a predicted model, not a curated record. Lineage: Eukaryota; Metazoa; Arthropoda; Insecta; Lepidoptera; Nymphalidae.
CUGCCACACCUCGUUUUAAUGACUGAGUUAAGAUGUUGUAGGUACUUUCUCAUAUGAGGAUCAUAUUUUGAACUGCAAAGGAUUCAAUAAAAAAAAAUAGAUACCUCAACGAGUACAAAGCGGUACAAAAUGUGUGAUUGAGGGUACGGAACGUUUCACAACUUUGAAUCAUGAGUGAUGAGCGUGAUAAUUGAGUUGCCUCUUGAAAAAUGUGCGCAUCACUAUUUUAUUGAUACCUCGAUCAAAACAUAACCUUUUUUUUUUUGUUUCUUAAAUAAUAAUUCGGCUCAAAUCGCCUAUAUAACGUUAAUACAACUUUUAACUUAUAUUAAGUGUUUUAUAUAUAUUUAACAAUGAGAUACGCACAGUUUGUUGUAGGCCCAGCUGGCAGUGGAAAGUCAACAUACUGCUCAACAAUGGUAAAACAUGCCACAGACACAAAACGCAUUAUAGAAGUGGUUAACCUAGAUCCAGCUGCAGAGCAUUUUGAUUAUGAACCCCUAGUAGACAUCAGAGAGUUGAUUCACUUGGAUGAUGCCAUGGAAGAUGAAGAGCUACAGUUUGGACCAAACGGAGGACUUGUGUUUUGUUUAGAAACUUUACUAGAAAACUGUGACUGGCUUGAAGAGCAACUAGGUGAUGUGGACGAUGACUAUAUCCUGUUUGACUGUCCAGGUCAAAUAGAGUUGUACACCCACUUACCAGUCAUCAGAAAGCUAGUAGACACUUUGCAAAAGUGGAACUUCAGGAUAUGUGUUGUCUUCAUGAUUGAUUCACAGUUCAUGGUAGAUGGAGCCAAGUUUUUAUCAGGAACAAUGGCUGCCCUUAGUGUAAUGGUGAACCUGGAACUACCACAUGUAAAUAUUUUAACUAAGAUGGACCUGCUUAGUAAAUCAGCACGGAAACAGCUUGAUAACUACCUAGAUCCAGACCCUCAUAUUUUGUUAGCCGACAUGAGAAACGCAAAAUCAAAAUGGCACGAGAAAUACGCGAGGUUGACUGAAGCUAUCGGUGAAGUUAUAGAGAAUUUCAGUUUAGUUAGGUUUUAUCCACUCAACAUAAAGGAUGAAGAAAGCAUUGAUAACAUACUACUAACAAUAGACAAUAUCAUCCAGUAUGGCGAGGAUGCGGACGUUAAAAUAAGAGAUUUCGAUGAGCCUGAACCAGAUGAAACAGAUGAAAAUGAUUUAAAUUAAAAAAAAAUACAUGAUA